UUACUCGUUGUCAGCACGAAGUUUAAAAAUCCAAUAAAAAGUUGGGAUACCUGAUUCACCGCUUCUUAUCUCCCUGAACCAUAUGUAUCUCAUUCUUGUUUCGUGCUCGUGUCGGUUAACAUCGAAGGAAAAUAAAAUAAUUUCAAGUGAAUAUUGGAUUGUGGAUUGAAAGUGAAGUCAAAAUGCCAAAAAGAGCUCAUUCAUCUCAUCGAAAAAAGGACGCCCAAAUGAGGAAACUGAAGAAGAAAUUGAAACAAAUGGAAGAACAAAUCAGGAAAAUUCAAUCGAGUGAAUCGAGCGAAUCGGACCACACAUAUUCCAAAGAGGAAUCUUCAGAUUCAGAAUCAUCAGACAACGAGUCAUAUAAACAGAAGGACGAUAUGGAAAUUGAGGCACCAACACAAGAUUUUAGUGUCCUAGGUUCAAAACCCAAUGAUGAGGAUGAAAUAGGAAAAUCUCUCCAUGAAGAAAUAAUAGUGCGCUGGAAUACGUAUCUUCAAAAAGGAUUCGACAAAACCCAACGUGAAGAAUUAAUGGCAAAAUAUAAACUUCCCGUGAACUGUAAAAUGUUGAUCCCCCCUCUGGUCAAUAAGGAGAUUCUGCCAUGUCUACCUAAGUCAGCUAAUGAAAAUGAUUAUUUUCUGAUAGCCUUACAAAAACAAUUAGCUCAUGGACUGACGGCUGUAGGUACAGUCAUAGAAACCAUGAUUUCUGUUGAGGAGCAAGCUGAAAAUAUAAAAACUCUAGCUGAUGCCUGUCAGUUAUUCUACAACAUCCAUUACGCCAUUUCAGCUCACCGAAAAUACAAAAUUAUUCCCUAUUUGAACCAGGACUGCCGAAAGGUGGCCAAAACCAUGAACAUAGAAGAAUUUCUAUUCACAAAAAAUUUCGCAGAGGCCGUAAAAAAUGAACAAGCUAUGAGAAAAGCAAGUUCCGAAUUCAAGAAAACUACUUGGCAACCGAUUAAUCUACCAGGCUCUUCUGGAACUCAUCAUUCAAGACAUUUAAACUACCAGCGUCCCAAAUACAAAGGCAGAAUGAAAAACCAAAGGAGGGAGGAGAAGAAACCGCUUACUCGAUACAGGACAUUCACGAAGGAGAGGAAACACAACAGACAACAAUAGAUUCAGAGCAAACGGGAGAGUCAUCCGCUCCACAGAGAAAUUUCCCUGGUGGCAGGGAGAUUAUACGGCGGUCUUUAUUGAAAAAAGGUGUACCAGAGGCCGCAAUUGAAGUCAUAACUGCAUCAAUUUCCAAAGGAACCCUGAAACAAUAUACAGCUUGUUUUAAAAAAUAUUGGGAGUUUUCAAUAAUGAAUAAUCAGGAUCCACUAGUCUACAACCUAGAACAUUAUUUGAAUUUCUUAACAGAUGUAUUGAAUAAUGGACAUUCCUUCUCUGUCAUUAACUCGUACAGAUCGGCCUUGAAUUUAAUUUUUAGUCCUAUGAGUUCUGUAGACGAAAAAGUUAUAAUUAGAUUUUUGAAAGGAAUAUCCAAUAUUCGCCCACCAAAACCUAAAUAUGCAUCCACUUGGGAUCCGGAUCCUAUUUUGGAACAAUUGGGAAAAUGGUAUCCUUUAGAAACUCUGAGUAUGGAGAAUCUCACUUAUAAGCUCGUAACUCUCAUGGCUCUCACGUCUGCAUGUAGGGUACAAACAUUGGCGUUAAUAAAAAUCGAAAAUA
Messenger RNA from Coccinella septempunctata (seven-spotted ladybird), 1682 nucleotides. RefSeq lists its product as uncharacterized. The record is from RefSeq and is a predicted model, not a curated record. Bases 183 to 1124 code for a protein of 313 amino acids. NCBI's taxonomy places the organism in Eukaryota, Metazoa, Arthropoda, Insecta, Coleoptera, Coccinellidae. The transcript is spliced from 3 exons.